This is a messenger RNA of Leptinotarsa decemlineata (Colorado potato beetle), 1233 nucleotides long. Its product is annotated as glyceraldehyde-3-phosphate dehydrogenase 2. Gene Ontology annotation, cellular component: cytosol. The record is from RefSeq and is a predicted model, not a curated record. Gene Ontology annotation, molecular function: NAD binding; glyceraldehyde-3-phosphate dehydrogenase (NAD+) (phosphorylating) activity; NADP binding. Gene Ontology annotation, biological process: glucose metabolic process; glycolytic process. NCBI's taxonomy places the organism in Eukaryota, Metazoa, Arthropoda, Insecta, Coleoptera, Chrysomelidae.
AUCAUUCCAGCUCCAAUGUCCAUCAGUUUACCGCAGUCUUGAUUUGUCAAAGUGACAGCUUAUUCGAAAGUAAUGUCGAACAUUGGAAUAAAUGGUUUUGGACGUAUCGGCAGAGCAUUCCUCCGUUGUGCAAUGGAAAUGGAUGCAGAUAUAUCGGCAAUCAACCAACCAUCAGCUGAUCCAAAAUAUAUAGCAUACCUUUUCAAACAUGACUCUUCUCAUGGCAGAUUCUAUGGCAAAGUGUGUUCCGAUGACAAGCAUUUGAUAGUAAAUAAGCAGAAAAUACGCAUUUUUUCCGAAACGGAUCCGAAAAAAGUUCCAUGGAAAGAUGCUGGUGUUGAUUGGGUAGUUGAAUCUUCUGGUAUUUUCACCACCACUGAGAAAGCUUCCUUACUUCUUCAAGGGGGAGCCAAGAAGGUGCUAAUUAGUGCUCCUUCGAAAGAUGCUCCCAUGUAUGUUUGUGGAGUCAAUUUGGAUAAAUAUAAUCCGAAAGAUAAGAUUAUCUCCAUGGCGUCGUGCACAACCAAUUGCUUGGCACCUUUAGCCAAAGUGGUUCAUGAAAACUUUGGCAUUUCCGAGGGUUUGAUGACAACAGUGCAUGCAGUUACUCUUAGCCAGAAACUUAUUGACGGAACUGCCAAAAAAGCAUGGAGAGAUGGUAGGGGCGGUUUUCAGAACAUUAUACCAUCAUCGACCGGUGCCGCAAAAGCAGUAACCAAAGUAAUUCCAGAAUUACAAGGAAGACUCACAGGCAUGGCAUUUCGUGUCCCGGUGGCAUGUGGCUCUGUGGUAGACCUGACCGCCCGCAUAUGUAAAUCUGCAGAUAUGGACACAAUUAAUCUAGCUAUUCGAGAGGCUUCUGAAGGGUCACUCAGAGGAAUCUUGGGAUACACCGAAGAAGAAAUAGUUUCAUCUGAUAUUAUAGGUACUCAUUGUACCUCAGUCUAUGAUGCUAAAGCCGGAAUAGCCCUGAAUGACAAUUUCGUUAAGUUAAUUUCUUGGUACGACAAUGAAACUGGUUACGCAACCAAAUUGGUGGAGUUGCUCAAAUACGUUCAGCGGAAAGACUGUGAGGCAGCUGAAAAAGAAAAACAGUUGAAAGAAAAGAAAAGUAAGGAAAAGGAUUGCCAAAAGGGGGACAAGCAAGAGAAAAAGUGAGAUCAAGAAAAUGAUGGAAUAAAAAUAAGAAAUUAUACAAUCUGUAAACAUUUAUUUAAUAAAAGUGAAAAUUCA